CAGCCCCAUGAAAUAAUUUGUACUAAGAUGAACAAUUUUCGAAACACUUCACGUUUUCUACUCAGAUGAAAAUAACAUUUUCCAAUUGUCUGUAAUAAUAAGUGAUCUCAUCCCUCUGAUUCCUUGUCUACCAUCUGAUAUUGCUGAUCACACAGAAUCCUCAGAAACUCAGAACAAUAUCAUAACCAGAGUCAUUGGAAAAAUGUAUUCUAUUCCAAGUCUCUACGAACUGGGGAACUGUUCAGAUUUUCUUCAGACAGAAACGUCGAAUCUUGAAAAUCAGAACCUUAGUCCAAGAUCUAUGGCUGAAGCAAAAGCAGUUGCAGCAAACAAUAGCCACAAAGAAGCCGAAAGGAGAAGAAGGAAACGAAUCAAUGCCCAUAUUGCCACCCUCAAAACUAUUCUUCCCAACACGAUCAAAACGGACAAGGCUUCAUUAUUAGCAGAAGCAGUGAGACGUGUGAGGGAGUUAAAGAAGACAACUGCAGAAUUGGCGGCCAUUGAAGAAGAAGGAGAAAAAGACACAGAUCAUGACAUGAGCAACACAAAAUCGAAAUUCAUUUUCCCCAGUGAAACAGAUGAACUCAAAGUAACUUACUGCGAUGACAAUUCGGGCCUGAUAAAGGCGAAUAUAUGCUGCGAUGACAGGCCCGAAAUCAUACUGGAGCUAAUCCAGGCCCUCAAAUCAGUAAAAGGGAAGGUAAUGAAGGCUGAAAUGGCAACAGUUGGAGGGAGAAUAAAGAGCAUUUUGUGGGUACAAAUUUUAGGGAGUAUUGGCAAUGAAGAUAGUUUGGGGACACUGAGGAGAGCUCUGAAAGUGGUCAUGGACAAGUCCACUUUGUUGGCUGGUUCGGGCCACGCUUUGCCGGGGAACAAACGGCCCCGUUGCUAUCACUUCUGAUUUCUUUCUAAUAUAGUUUGGACUUUGGAUAUGGACAUUGAAAAGAUGAGUAUUAUAUGAUGUUAGUGGAACAUUAACAUCGGAUAGAGACAAAAGCAUGGAAAAUAUGUAUUUUCUCCACUGUCCUUGUCUAGGCUAAGAGAUCGAGUUUGUUACAUUGGUAAAUAUGGUGAACUUAAUAGCUAUCGUGUUUGUUUAUCUAUGGUUUCUUGUUUUUACAGUGAUUUCUAUGGUUAUUGUAGAUUAUUUUUAACGAAAUCAACAUCUAUCGGUAAUUCAAAUCGAACCACACGCACGAAUAUUGUCGAUGAUCACC
Messenger RNA from Olea europaea var. sylvestris, 1217 nucleotides. Its product is annotated as transcription factor bHLH30-like. Gene Ontology annotation, molecular function: protein dimerization activity; DNA-binding transcription factor activity. The coding region runs from base 203 to 901 and encodes 232 amino acids. Lineage: Eukaryota; Viridiplantae; Streptophyta; Magnoliopsida; Lamiales; Oleaceae. Gene Ontology annotation, biological process: regulation of DNA-templated transcription. The record is from RefSeq and is a predicted model, not a curated record. The transcript has 3 exons.